Molecule: messenger RNA, 462 nt
Organism: Cataglyphis hispanica
Lineage: Eukaryota; Metazoa; Arthropoda; Insecta; Hymenoptera; Formicidae
Product: histone-lysine N-methyltransferase SETMAR-like
Exons: 2
Coding region: 1-462 (153 amino acids)
Source: RefSeq, a predicted model, not a curated record
AUGAAUUCAACCGAUAUUCGUGUAAUUUUCUUAUAUGAGUAUAAACUUGGUAAUAAUGCUGCAAAAGCUGCACGCAAUAUAAACCAGGCGUUUGGGGAGAAUACUGUGAACGAUCGAAAAGUGCAGCGUUGGUUUGAAAAAUUUCGGUCUGGUGAUUUUUCCCUGCAAAAUGAACCGCGUGGAAGACCCAAAACAUCUGUGAAAAAUGAUGCUCUGAAAGCAUUGGUGGAAACGAAUCCAACUGUUUCUUCAAGGGAACUUGCUGCCAGAAUGGAAGUUGACCAUACAACAAUAUUGCGACAUCUUUCUAAAAUUGGCAAGUACGAAAAUGAAGACAGUCUGAAAAAUGCCAUAUCAGAGUUCAUUGAUUCUAAAGAUCAGAAUUUCUUCAAGACAGGCAUCUAUGCAUUAAAAUCUCGUUGGGAAAAGUGUAUUGAAGUAAAUGGAGCAUAUUUUGAUUAA